AUGCUCCGCUCCUUCCUCGACCGCAUCUUCCCCCUCACAGUCCUCUACGCCCUCCUAACCUACACCUCCCUCCAACUCGGCCCCUACACCACGCCCCUAACCUCAACAAUCCUCUUCCUCCUCUUCACAUCCUGGUACCUCCUAAAACUCCACCACCACCUGCAACAAACCCUCCUGAUCCGGCGCCUCGGGAAACAAGCGCCCAUCGUCCGCACCUACACGCCCUUCAACGUCGGCUUCCUCGUGCAGGCGCUGUGGUACUUCUCGCAGCACAGGAACCAUGAGCUGUGGUGGAAGUUGUUCCGCACCGUGGGGAAUCCGAAACGGCCCUAUACGGUUGAGGCGGUGACGGUCGGGCAGAGGAUUAUUUUUACGGCGGAUGAGGAGAAUGUCAAGGCGAUUUUGGCGACGCAGUUUGGGGAGUAUGGGAAGGGGCCGCAGUUUCGGAAGGAGUGGAAGGAUUUUUUGGGGUUGAGUAUCUUCACGACCGAUGGACAGCAAUGGCACGACAGUCGCCAGCUGCUCAGGCCGCAGUUCAUCAAGGAUCGUGUGUCGGACUUGCAUACCUUUGAGCACCAUGUCAAGGAACUUCUGCCUCUCUUGAAUGGAACUCAUGGUGACGCGACAGUCAAAGUGGACGAUCUGUUCUUCCGCUUCACUUUGGACGCAGCAACAGACUUUCUCUUCGCUAGGAGCGUCGGCAGUCUGCAGAAUGGAGAAGCCGAGUUUGCAAGAGCAUUCGCUGAGGUUCAGCGAGUGCAAGCCAUCAUCGCCAGGGCUGGACCUUUGCAAGGACUUCAACCUAAGGCGUCGUUCCACAAAGCCCUCAGCGUGCUGAACAAGUUCGUGGACCGAUACAUCGACGAAGCUCUUGCACUGCCGAAAGAUGAACUCGAGAAGAAGACGAAAUCCGACGACGGCUAUACUUUCCUUCACGCCAUUGCCACCUACACCAGAGACAGGCAGGUGCUAAGGGAUCAGCUUGUCGCAGUGCUUCUGGCAGGCCGGGAUACCACGGCCGUGACUCUCUCUUGGCUGUUUUACGAACUCUCCAACCACCCACAGGUAGUCGAGAAACUCCGCCAGGAGAUUAUUGACCGUGUCGGGUUGGAUCGCGUACCCACUUAUGAUGACCUGAAGUCGAUGCGCUACUUGCAGCACACGCUGAGCGAGACACUGCGUUUGUACCCCGUCGUGCCAUACAACGUACGCGUCGCGCUCCAAGACACAACAUUACCUCACGGUGGUGGACCCGACGGGACCGAACCCAUAGGCAUCACCAAAGACACGCCAAUUGGUUACUCGACGUUUGUGAUGCAGCGACGCGCUGACAUUUAUCCUCCACAGUCCAGCGGCUUCCCGGAUCAUCUGGCGUUUGUACCUGAACGCUGGGAGAAUUGGACGCCGAAAUCCUGGACGUACGUUCCAUUCAAUGGCGGACCAAGGAUAUGCAUUGGACAGCAGUUCGCCUUGACUGAGAUGGCGUACACCGUGACUAGGAUUCUCCAGACGUUCGAGAGGGUGGAGAGCAGGAUGGAUGGGUUCCCUGGUACCAAGUCGGAUAUUGUACUUCAACCGGCCAGGGGUGUUUAUGUUGCAUUCGUCAAGGGGCAGAAGUCGUGA
Zasmidium cellare ATCC 36951 is the source of this 1623-nucleotide messenger RNA. RefSeq lists its product as uncharacterized. Bases 1 to 1623 code for a protein of 540 amino acids. Gene Ontology annotation, molecular function: heme binding; iron ion binding; monooxygenase activity. Lineage: Eukaryota; Fungi; Ascomycota; Dothideomycetes; Mycosphaerellales; Mycosphaerellaceae. The record is from RefSeq and is a predicted model, not a curated record. The transcript has 3 exons.